Molecule: messenger RNA, 604 nt
Organism: Clunio marinus
Lineage: Eukaryota; Metazoa; Arthropoda; Insecta; Diptera; Chironomidae
Source: the annotation of a GenBank genome assembly
CAUUUGUGUGAUGGUAGUGCAAUGGAGAAGAAUAACUUCAGACUAACAUUUUUGGUCUUUGUUGCUUCGCUUUUUGCAAUAACUCAAGCUUUUCCUGUCGAUUACGACAUCAUUGAAGUACCCAGAGGAAAUUCAAUCAACAAUCAAGAAAAUAGCAGCAUAUUUCUUAAAGCUUCCUCAAAUGAUCAUGAUUACAAUCGGGAAUAUGGGGAAAUAUUUAAAUCCAGCAAUAAAAGAAAUAUUAUAAGUGCAUUGCAAGCAAAAAUUCGACGUUCAAAAGCUUUGGAUGAUGUUGAGGACAAACUAAAAUUUAAUCCUGUUUUAUCAGUCGAUGCGCUUGGGAAUUUAAAUGGAUUUUUUGGCAACUUGGCAAACAAUAUACACAUAAUGGAGAGUAAAAAUUUGUUACCAAAUCAAAUGAGAUUAUUAGGGGACAAUGACAACCGAUUUCGUGAUCCAAUUGGACAUUCUAUCGCAUUUAUAAACACAAUUCGAGCAUAUAAAUCGCCACAGCCCAUUAGAAAACUUAUGGAUAAGAUGCCAGACACACAUCAAAAUUCUAACUUUUAUGAUCCCGUUUUAACACGAAUAGGACUCGGAAAAU